GGCCGGUCAAGGAGUGCGAAGAGGACCAGUUUCGGUGUCGGAACGAGCGCUGCAUCCCCUCCGUGUGGAGAUGCGACGAGGACAACGACUGUUCAGACAACAGCGACGAGGACGACUGCCCCAAGAGGACCUGCGCAGACAGUGACUUUACCUGUGAUAACGGCCACUGCAUCCCGGAGCGCUGGAAGUGUGAUGGCGAGGAGGAGUGUCCUGACGGAUCUGAUGAGUCCAAGGCCACGUGUUCCAGGGAAGAGUGUCCUGCUGAGAAGCUAAGCUGUGGACCCACCAGCCACAAGUGUGUGCCUGCCUCAUGGCGUUGCGAUGGCGAGAAGGACUGUGAGGGCGGAGCGGACGAGGCCGGCUGUCCUACCUCAGCACCAGGACCCUGCAGUGAGAAUGAGUUCCCGUGUGGGGAUGGGACUUGUGUCCUUGCAAUCAAACGCUGCAACCUGGAACUGGACUGCCCAGAUGGGAGCGACGAAGCUGGCUGCCUGCAGGAGUCAACUUGUGAGGGUCCCCGCAGAUUUCAGUGUAAGAGUGGCGAGUGCGUGGACGGCGGGAAAGUGUGUGAUGAUCAGAGGGACUGCCGGGACUGGUCGGAUGAGCCUCAGAAAGAGUGUGUUGCACCAACAUUCCAGGGAAACAGGAGGAGGCCCAGGGGGCUGAACGAGUGUCUGCACAAUAAUGGCGGCUGUUCCCAUAUCUGCACUGACCUCAAGAUUGGCUUUGAGUGCACAUGCCCAGCAGGCUUCCAGCUCGUGGACCAGAAGACCUGUGGCGACAUUGAUGAAUGCCAGGACCCAGAUGCCUGCAGCCAGAUCUGUGUGAAUUACAAGGGCUACUUUAAGUGUGAGUGCCACCCUGGCUAUGAGAUGGAUACACUGACCAAGAACUGCAAAGCUGUAGCUGGCAAGAGCCCAUCCCUAAUCUUCACCAACCGACAUGAGGUGCGAAGAAUAGACCUGGUGAAGCGGGACUACUCGCGUCUCAUCCCCAUGCUCAAGAAUGUUGUGGCGCUGGACGUGGAAGUAGCUACCAAUCGAAUAUACUGGUGUGACCUUUCCUACCGCAAGAUCUAUAGCGCCCACAUGGACAAGGCCAGUGUCCCGGACGAGCAGGUGGUCCUCAUUGACGAGCAGCUGCACUCUCCCGAGGGCCUGGCGGUGGACUGGGUCCAUAAGCACAUCUACUGGACCGACUCAGGCAAUAAGACCAUCUCAGUAGCCACAGUCGAUGGCCGCCGCCGAUGUACUCUCUUCAGCCGUGAGCUCAGUGAACCCCGAGCCAUUGCUGUUGACCCCCUGCGAGGGUUCAUGUACUGGUCUGACUGGGGGUUCAAGGCAAAGAUUGAGAAAUCUGGGCUCAAUGGUGCAGACCGGCAGACACUGGUUUCAGACAAUAUUGAAUGGCCCAAUGGAAUCACCCUGGACCUGCUGAGCCAGCGUCUCUACUGGGUGGACUCCAAGCUGCACCAGCUGUCCAGCAUUGACUUCAGCGGCGGCAACAGAAAGAUGCUGAUUUUCUCCACUGACUUCCUGAGUCACCCUUUUGGGAUAGCUGUAUUUGAGGACAGGGUAUUCUGGACAGAUCUGGAGAAUGAGGCCAUCUUCAGUGCAAAUCGGCUCAAUGGCCUGGAAAUCUCCAUCCUGGCUGAGAACCUCAAUAACCCACAUGACAUUGUAAUCUUCCAUGAGCUGAAGCAGCCAACAGCUGCAGAUGCCUGUGAACUGAGCGCCCAGCCCAAUGGCGGCUGUGAAUACCUGUGCCUUCCUGCUCCUCACAUCUCCAGCCACUCUCCCAAGUACACGUGUGCCUGUCCUGACACGAUGUGGCUGGGCCCAGACAUGAAGAGAUGCUACCGAGCACCUCAGUCUACCUCAACUACAACGUUAGCCUCUGCUGUGACAAGGACAGUACCUGCCACCACAAGAGCUCCUGGGACAACCAUCCAUGACCCCAUCUACCAGAACCACAGUACAGAGACACCAAGCCGGACAGCUGCUGUCCCACACUCAGUUAGUGUCCCCAGGGCUCCCAGCAUCAGCCCGUCUACCCUAAGCCCUGCAACCAGCGACCACUCCCAACACUAUGGGAACGAAGGCAGCCAGAUGGGCUCAACAGUCACCGCUGCUGUCAUUGGGAUCAUCGUGCCCAUAGUGGUAAUAGCCCUGCUGUGUAUGAGUGGGUACCUGAUCUGGAGAAACUGGAAGCGGAAGAACACCAAGAGCAUGAAUUUUGACAACCCAGUAUACAGGAAAACAACAGAAGAAGAGGAUGAAGACGAGCUUCAUAUAGGGAGGACUGCUCAGAUUGGCCAUGUCUAUCCUGCAGCAAUCAGCAGCUUUGAUCGCCCACUGUGGGCAGAGCCCUGUCUUGGGGAGACCAGAGACAUGGAAGACCCAGCCCCUGCCCUCAAGGAGCUUUUUGUCUUGCCGGGGGAACCAAGGUCACAGCUGCACCAACUCCCGAAGAACCCUCUUUCCGAGCGGCCUGUCGUCAAGUGCAAGCGAGUGGCAUUAAGUCUUGAAGAUGAUGGACUGCCCUGAGGAUGGGACCACCCCCUUCGUGCCUCAUGGAGCUCAGUCCUAUGCACUACUCUCUGGAUGGUGUGUGCCUGGAUGAGUGUCUUUUCUAUGUAUGGGUCUGUGGGAGUGUGUGUGAACGUGUGUGUGUGUGUGUGUGUGUGUGUGUGUGACUUUUUUUAAAUUUAUGUUGCGGAAAGGUAACCACAAAGUUAUGAUGAACUGCAAACAUCCAAAGGAUGUGAAAGUUUUUAUAUGUAUAAUGUUUUAUACACUUUUUAACUGGUUGCACUACCCAUGAAGAAUUCAUGGGACAGCUCCUGCUGAGUGACUAACAUGAUGUAUAUAACCAAACGGGGCCAAUGGUACAAACUUGACUCAUCAUUUGAAUACUAUAUUUACAGAGGACAUUUGUUUUGAUUUGAGGGCUUUUUUAGGUUUGGGGGGCUUGGUUUUUUGUAAAUAAAAUUAUGCUUUGUGGCUAUCCAUCAACAUAAGUAUAAAAAGAAAGAACACUUCAACUCCCUUCCUCAUUUAGAUUAUUUAUUAACAUAUUUCAAAAGUAAGGUUAGCUCUAUUGAUAAUUUAGAGAAGCGAGAGUAUUUAUUUUUGGUAUGACUGGCCCACUGCACAGACUCUGUGUUUAUGUGUGUAUGUUUGUAUGAAAGAAAAAAAGAAUCUGUAGAGAAGAGGCACACUCAUGACUAUUGUUCAAGUACAUAAAAACAAAAUUAUUUUAAAACAGCCCACAAAGAGGCCUAUCUAGUUUUCAGAGACACCGUCAGAAACUUCAUUCAGAAAAUAGAUGCCACAGUUUGCGCAGACAUGUGGUGGGAAAAGGUAGAUCUUUUCACCUCUGGCUGGCUACUCCUGAGGCCUUGGUGAGCCAGCAAGAAGCUUUUCAGCUUGUCCAUGGCUGUCAUGACCCCUGCCUAGGUUUUCUGAUCUGUGGUUUAGGUCAGUAUACAGAUAUUACGCAGUGCCAGAAGUCCUCUUAAAGUUCAGCUCUCUGUGAGGACUCAGGUUCACUUUCCUCUGAAGCACCUAAAGGCUGAGCCUCUAGACAGCAGUUCUCAACCUGUGGGUUAUGACCCCUUUGGGGGCCAGAUGACCCUUUCAUGGGGGUCACCUAAGACCAUUGGAAAACACAGAUAUUUACAUUACAAUUCAUAACAGUAGCAAAAUUACAGUUAUGAAGUAACAAAAUAAUUUUAUGGUUGGGGUCACCACAACACGAGGAACUCUAGUGAAGGGUCCCAGCAUUAGGAAGGGUGAGAACUGCUGCUCUUGAGCUAAGUGAAGACAUUUCUAGGAUUUCCAAAUUUACUGUAAGAACUGGCUCAGGCACUGAACCUCUGAGUCUCUGUGGAUGAGGACAAAGAUUUUGGAAUAGGUUUGAUUACAUCUCUGUUUCUCCAUCCCCUUACUUUCUACCAUUUUCUUAAGUAGGGGAAACAUUUUAAAACAACAAACAUGUUUCUUACCAUCAUAUGUUCACAUGGAUAAAACUAAGUCCAUAAAGGUUACCACAUCCAAAGUUAUAUUUGGGGGGGAAAUAACAUAGGAGAUAUAGCAUAUUGGGCAUGUGUCCACACAAGGAUUUGUUUUACUGCUUUAUAAAUAAAAAGGAAAACUCUGGGUAUUUAUAUAGAUCUUUCUUCGUUAUGAACACCACCUUUACAUUUUCUGAGCCUUGGGGUGGGGAGGGCAUUUUCUGUCUGUGGGAUCCACUGUUGGAAACCCCAUAGUCCCAGAAGAAAUUCAGUCUCCACUAGCUUUCCUCUUCCAAAGUAUGGUCUUUCUGUGAUUCUGCUGUUCUGCCAAUUCACUCCAGCUAAAUGAUCAAGUACAACAUGGAAGUAUUUGCUUACCUGGAACCGGAGGACAUGUAUCUACCUUUGACAUACCUGGAACUUGACAUUUAAAAUGUCUCCUGUUCCCACUCUCCAGCUUCCCCCAAAUCAGUGAAGCUUGACUGUCUCGCCAGCUUGGCACCCUCUGAAUUUCCAGACAGGCCAUCUGGAGUUCUGCCAUCCUGUUCCUAGGAGCUUGCUCUAUGUCACUCAUCUUUUCCUACCUUUAAAAGAAAUGGCUGUGUUCUAAGUGUGGCCAUUAUGUCUGACAAGUUCUCUCUGGUAUACAUGUGCUGAUGGUCCUGAGAUGUCCACUGAAUAAAUGCAGUUGACCUCUGACCCAUUCCAAACAGUCUCAAGAACAGGUGGCCAACUCCUAUGGAGAUAACUCACUAUAUUCAUUCAGGAAUGGAAAGGAAAAUCAUUCUAACUGAAGAAAAAUGCUGAAAGUGAAAGCAUCAACAUUUACACAAAAUAAACAGCUUUUAAAAAUGCCUCCAAAGAAAUGGAAAUAACUAGCAGUAGUUAAUUCAUAGUUUCUGAACUUUUAGUCAGAUCCUGGACUUCAAAAUAAGGUUGAAACAUACAGUCUAGGAUUUCCAAAAGAUGAAAUGCACAACUUAGAAGUGCCCUGUUCCCUGACUAUGCUACAGCCACAGUCUGAAAGCAGAGACAUCAAACAAACCAACAAAUACAUGGAUAGCGUAGAUCAGAAGCAGUCUGGGGAAGAGAGCCACUUGCUCCUAGCACUGAAGACUUUUUGAGCCUCAUUCUGAGGUGUAUUCCAGAUCUGCUGCUGCCCUUUGCUGCUGUGCAUAUGGAUCCAGCCAUCAGCAGCCAGAAGGAUGCUUAGAGAUAAAUCAAGGGGGCAGAACCUCAACAAACUACUUAUUAAAAGAAGCCAGGCCAGGCCUUUGGCUCUCCCUUCCCCAGAAGACAACACUGGGCUGCCUGAACAAGUGUGCAGUCAAACCUGCUUCCUCUCCCGUGACUGUCUGUCCAAUGCACUGAUGAAGGCACUACCAGAAAUGGCCUUCCUGAGACAAGAAACUAAAACUCUGCUCUUCAGACACACACACACACACACACACACACACACAGAGGGUAGAUUCCACUAAGAAUACUGCCAGAGCACAACAAAGAAAAUGGGUCAUUUUACCUGAAAAGAUGAAAAACUGGGUCUUCAUAGAAGUGACCCAAAGCCAAGUCUUAAAAAUUGAAAAGUGGCGUUGAGGCUGCUUCUGGCAGAGGGGACACUGAGCUAAGACUGGGCCUGAAUCAGCCGCGGGACUCUAAGGCACAGCAUGUAGUUCAUCACACCUGGAAUAAAGAACUCAAAGGGAGUUGGCAGAAGAGAAACUGGAUGGAAAGACAAGUUCAACACAAGCACUUUAUAAAAUAACUCUGAUUGAAUGAAGCAGACCGCCCUUUGGUCGCGUGCUGUGUACAAGGCAGCAUGGAAAACUUACUGCCAGCACUUUGGAAGGCAUGACGUCAUUCCACCUCAAGCGUUCCAGUGGCCACAGGGAAUGCUGACUGCUUUCUACUUAAAACAUUGAGUCAGAUUUUUGACACGGUUGGUGAAAACUAACGUAAGAGCGGUGGAGUUUUCACAGAAGCACGCCGUGAUGUCAAGCACCUUUUCCCUUUCUCUCAACUGUAAGAAAGAAAACAAGAUGAUGGAGAUACAGAAUCUGAGGGUAUCCCAGUCAGUACAGUCAGGUGCUACUGGGUGCGGGAGGAAACAAUUCGAAUCCCACAGGAAUACAAAGACCACGCCCAUCCCGCCACACACUCACCAUUUCACAAAAUGUCAGUCAGUCAGCAGUUUCUAAAUAUAUAAUUUCCUUCCUCAUAAAUGCAUGAAGAUAGAGAGUCUCCUUACACUAUAUUUUUAGGGUAUUUGGGACUUUUCAAGAUACAAAGAAUUUAGAAGGUGGAGGAAAUUAGAGCUCCAGAUUUUCAGUUAAUUAAAGGAAGCUUCAUUCAGACUGUUCACCAUGUGCACAGUCUUAAGAAUCAGCAGGAACAGCAUUUGCCAACAUUUUGUGUUGUCAAAACUAAUUUUAAAAAAGCUACCUGUAUAAAUAUAUACAUAUAUAUAUUUAAAGACAAGGUUUUGAUACUUUUUUCUUUUUUUUCUUUUUUUUACAAAAACUACAAGAGAAGACUGUACAAACUAGACUUUUAAAAUGGCAUUUUGUUCUAUACAAGCUGUUAAUAUAAGGGUAAGGUACUGGUUUGCAAACUCACACUAUCCAGAUGGGUUUUCUUGUUUGCUGCCUCCCCCUCCAAAUUACCACAUUGGUUGUAAUAGUAGGGCAUGUAAAAUGUUGGGUCGCACUAACCAUUUCUGCUCUUGUCACAUCAUUCUGAGUUCCAUUAGCGUCUGUACUCAGUGUCUCGGCAAUCUAGUUUCUUCCAGAGGCCGAGGGACUGAAGGAGGUGUGCUCCAUUUCACUAGCUGUACUGACAUCAUCUAGGUGAACUGAAAACCAAAUGUGGACAUUUGUAAAAUCAGAACACUGUUUCUAGAGAGAUUAAAUUCAUUUUUUAAAA
Molecule: messenger RNA, 6934 nt
Organism: Peromyscus maniculatus bairdii (prairie deer mouse)
Lineage: Eukaryota; Metazoa; Chordata; Mammalia; Rodentia; Cricetidae
Source: RefSeq, a predicted model, not a curated record